GGGGCGUCAGUCCGUCUCAGAAACGUCGCACUAUGGGAAGGCGCGUGACUCUUUAGAAUCUAUCAGUUGCCGGUCGGAGUAUGACCAUGCGAGGAAACACACGACCCGCCAUCAUACGCUCGGGAUUUAACCACGAAUCGUGAAUCGACAUCGAGACCACCACGCUGCUGAGCGUCCUCGGCACGCUCGCCUACGUGCAUGUUCUCACCGCCGCGAAGCACCACCAGUCUCCCCCGUGCCGCGCCCUGCGCAGAGGUCCUGUUCUCGCUAUGGUGCUCGUGGCGGAGUCAGUUGGCUUCGCGCAACUCACCGAGUCGGACGAGGGUGCUUCGAAGACAUGCUUCGAAGCUACCGGCGACAUAGCUCUCGGGAUCUACCAUCCCGAGAGCUAUGUCCCCGGUAGCUUCGAAGCAUGUCUUCGAAGCACGGUAGAUCCCGAGAGCUAUGUCGCCGGUAGCUUCGAAGUCGAACAGGCCAGUGGAGAAUCCAGAUCUCCACUGGAGAUCUGCGACGCCGCCGAGUUGGGUGCAGUACAGUUUCUUGGAGAGAUGGCCAAUGAACUCGAACAACUAUGCACCAGGGCAUCGGAGCUCCGGGAGGAGUAUCUCAAGAGCUGUCUCUCGUACCAGAGCAGUGUCCUCUACCUAUUGAAGGGAGGCCCCAUCAGACUCAUUCUCUGCCAACGCGCCAUCCAAGUCUUCCGAACUCGCACUGAG
This is a messenger RNA of Mycena citricolor, 716 nucleotides long. Lineage: Eukaryota; Fungi; Basidiomycota; Agaricomycetes; Agaricales; Mycenaceae. The record is from the annotation of a GenBank genome assembly.